AUGGUCAACUCCUGUAGUGGAUCCGUGUGCUCUGACCAGGGCUGUGGCCAAGGCUGUGGCCAGGAGACCUGCUGCCGCCCCAGCUGCUGCCAGACCACCUGCUGUGGGACCACAUGCUGCCGCCCUUCUUGCUGUGGCUCCAGCUGCUGUCGCCCCAUCUGCUGCCAGACCACCUGCUGCCGCCCUAGCUGCUGUGGCUCCAGCUGUGGCUCCAGCUGCUGCCGCCCCUCUUGCUGUGUCUCCAGCUGUUGUCGCCCCAUCUGCUGCCAGACCACCUGCUGCCGCCCUAGCUGCUGUGGCUCCUGCUGUGGCUCCAGCUGCUGUCGCCCCUCCUGCUGUGUCUCCAGCUGCUGCCGCCCCAUCUGCUGCCAGACCACCUGCUGCCGCCCUAGUUGCUGUGGCUCCAGCUGUGGCUCCAGCUGCUGUCGCCCCUCCUGCUGUGUCUCCAGCUGCUGCCGCCCCGUCUGCUGCCAGACCACCUGCUGCCGCCCUAGUUGCUGUGGCUCCAGCUGUGGCUCCAGCUGCUGUCGCCCCUCCUGCUGUGUCUCCAGCUGCUGCCGCCCCGUCUGCUGCCAGACCACCUGCUGCCGUCCAAAGCCGGUUUCGUCCAGCAAGCACCUGGAUUUCUCUGAGAGCUUUCUCUGGAUGGAGAGCAAGCUCAGGGCAGCCAGGGACUUAAAACCUCCACCCUCUGCAAUUAUGGUCAACUCCUGUAGUGGAUCCGUGUGCUCUGACCAGGGCUGUGGCCAAGGCUGUGGCCAGGAGACCUGCUGCCGCCCCAGCUGCUGCCAGACCACCUGCUGUGGGACCACAUGCUGCCGCCCCUCUUGCUGUGGCUCCAGCUGCUGUCGCCCCAUCUGCUGCCAGACCACCUGCUGCCGCCCUAGUUGCUGUGGCUCCUGCUGUGGCUCCAGCUGCUGUCGCCCUUCCUGCUGUGGCUCCAGCUGCUGUCGCCCCAUCUGCUGCCAGACCACCUGCUGUCGCCCUAGCUGCUGUGGCUCCUGCUGUGGCUCUAGCUGCUGCCGCCCUAGCUGCUGUGGCUCCUGCUGUGGCUCCAGCUGCUGCCGCCCCUCCUGCUGUGGCUCCAGCUGCUGCCGCCCCAUCUGCUGCCAGACCACCUGCUGUCGCCCUAGCUGCUGUGGCUCCUGCUGUGGCUCCAGCUGCUGCCGCCCCUCCUGCUGUGUCUCCAGCUGCUGUCGCCCCAUCUGCUGCCAGACCACCUGCUGCCGCCCCACCUGUUGCAUCACUACCUGCUGCCCCACCUGCUGCCAGACCAACUGUUGCCGCCCAGUCUGCUCUAGUGGUUCCUGCUGCUGA
Molecule: messenger RNA, 1317 nt
Organism: Molossus molossus (Pallas's mastiff bat)
Lineage: Eukaryota; Metazoa; Chordata; Mammalia; Chiroptera; Molossidae
Product: keratin-associated protein 5-5-like
Exons: 3
Coding region: 1-1317 (438 amino acids)
Cellular component (GO): keratin filament
Source: RefSeq, a predicted model, not a curated record